AUGAUCGACGCGUCGUAUCAUCGUCCUUGGGCGAUCAAGCCCUGUGAAGCUGCUGCUGGACAAACAAGGGGGAGGACUGUUCUUGGAAUGGAAGUGCCUCCGUUCCCGUCAUCAUCAACCAAGCCUCUGGAGCCCGGUGGCAGCUCCAGCUUGGGCUUGGGCCAGGCUUGGCGAGGCCUCCAGGAAGGGAAUCUGGGAACGAUUUCCAUCCGCUGCAUCCUUCGCUUGGGGGCCAAGUCACUUAGCGAGCAGUCUGCAGCCGUCGUGAGCGAACCGGAGAUUAUUGUCGAGUGGAAACGAUAA
Messenger RNA from Aspergillus puulaauensis, 303 nucleotides. RefSeq lists its product as uncharacterized. The transcript has a single exon. The record is from RefSeq and is a predicted model, not a curated record. Lineage: Eukaryota; Fungi; Ascomycota; Eurotiomycetes; Eurotiales; Aspergillaceae. The coding region runs from base 1 to 303 and encodes 100 amino acids.